AUGCGCUCUGUGGCUCUUUCCAGCGCCCCCCGUAGGUGCAGAAGGAUGACUGACUGCUACCGCCCCCCUGGGAACGAGACGCUGCUGAGCUCCACAGCCUCACGGUCCACAGGCACCGCCUUCCUGCUGCUGGCAGCGCUGCUGGGGCUACCCGGCAAUGGUUUUGUGGUGUGGAGCUUAAUGGGCUGGCGGCCUGCUCGGGGGCGACCGCUGGCUGCCACUCUCGUGCUGCACCUGGCGCUGGCCGAUGGCGCGGUACUGCUGCUCACACCCGUUUUUGUGGCCUUCCUGGUGAGGCAGGCGUGGCCGCUGGGCCAGGCGGGCUGCAAGGCCGUGUACUACGUGUGUGCGCUCAGCAUGUACGCCAGCGUCUUGCUCACCAGCCUGCUGAGCCUGCAGCGCUGCCUCGCUGUCACCCGCCCUUUCCUGGCGCCUCGGCUGCGUAGCCCGGCCUUGGCCCGCCACCUGCUGCUUGCCGUCUGGCUGACCGCUCUGUUGCUCGCAGUCCCAGCCGCCGUCUACCGUCACCUCUGGGGGGACAGCCUGUGCCAGCUGUGCCACCCGUCGCGGGCCCACACCGCCAUCCACCUGAGCCUGGAGACUCUGACCGCUUUCGUACUGCCCUUCGGGAUGGUGCUCGGCUGCUACAGCGUGACACUGGCGCGACUGCGGGGCGCCCGUUGGGGCUCCGGGCGGCAGGGCACGCGGGUGGGCCGGCUGGUGAGCGCCAUCGUGCUCGCCUUCGGUUUGCUCUGGGCCCCCUACCAUGUGGUCAACGUUGUGCAGGCGGUGGCUGCUCUGGCUCCACCCGAAGGGGCCCUGGCGAAGUUGGGCGGCGCAGGCCAGGCAGCACGAGCUGGAACUACGGCUUUGGCCUUCUUCAGCUCCAGCAUCAACCCGGUGCUCUACCUGUUCACUGCAGGGGAUCUGCUGCCCCGCGCAGGUCCCAGCUUUCUCACGCGGCUCUUUGAGGGCUCCGGAGAGGCCCGAGGAGGCGGUCGCUCUAGGGAGGGGACCUUGGAGCUCCGAACUACCUCUAGACUCAAAGUGGUGGGGCAGGUUCGGGGCAAUGGAGACCCAGGGGGCGGGGCAGCAAAGGAGAGUCAGGAGGGGGAUCCUUGAC
Molecule: messenger RNA, 1123 nt
Organism: Phyllostomus hastatus (greater spear-nosed bat)
Lineage: Eukaryota; Metazoa; Chordata; Mammalia; Chiroptera; Phyllostomidae
Gene: LTB4R2
Product: leukotriene B4 receptor 2
Exons: 1
Coding region: 1-1122 (373 amino acids)
Biological process (GO): inflammatory response; neuropeptide signaling pathway
Cellular component (GO): membrane
Molecular function (GO): G protein-coupled peptide receptor activity; leukotriene B4 receptor activity
Source: RefSeq, a predicted model, not a curated record